AUCAUGUCGAUGAGCCCAAAGCAUACGACUCCUUUCUCAGUGUCUGACAUCUUGAGCCCCUUGGAGGAAAGCUACAAGAAAGUGGCCAUGGAGGGGAGUAACUUGGGGGCUCCCCUGGCAGCGUACAGGCAAUCGCAGGUGGCGCAGCCGGCCAUGCAGCAGCACCCCAUGGGCCAUAACGGGACAGUGACCGCCGCUUACCACAUGGCAGCCGCCGGGGUCCCCCAGCUGUCCCACCCCGCCAUGGGCGGCUAUUGCAAUGGCAACAUGGGCGACCUCCCGCCCUACCAGGACACCAUGAGGAACAGCGCUUCCGCCACCGGAUGGUACGGAGCCAACCCGGAUCCCCGCUUCUCCACAAUCUCCCGCUUCAUGGGCCCUUCGUCUGGCAUGAACAUGGGCGGCAUGGGGGGCCUGAGCUCGCUGAGCGACGUGAGCAAGAGCAUGGCUCCGCUGCAGAGCGCGCCUCGGCGUAAGCGCCGCGUCCUCUUCUCGCAGGCUCAGGUGUACGAGCUGGAGAGGCGCUUCAAGCAGCAGAAGUACCUGUCGGCGCCGGAGCGGGAGCACCUGGCCAGCAUGAUCCACCUGACGCCCACCCAGGUCAAGAUCUGGUUCCAGAACCACCGCUAUAAGAUGAAGCGCCAGGCCAAGGACAAGGCCGCCCAGCAACAGAUGCAACAGCAGGAGGGCGCCUCUUGCCAGCAGCAGCAGCAGCAGCAGUCACCCCGCCGGGUGGCCGUGCCGGUCCUGGUCAAAGACGGCAAGCCAUGCCAGGCGGGCUCCAACGCGCCCUCCACGGCGCUGCAGGGCCAUCACCAGCAACAACAGGCGGCUGCCACCGCCAUCUCUGUGGCCUCCAAUGGGGCCGGCCUGGGACAACAUCCGAGCCACCAGGCCAGUAGUGCCGGGCAGUCGCCAGACCUGGGCCAGCACGCGGGCAGCAGCCCCUCGGCCCUGCAGAGCCAGGUGUCCGCCUUGUCGCACCUGAACUCCUCCACCUCGGACUACGGGACGGCCAUGUCUUGCUCCACCUUGCUUUAUGGCAGGACCUGGUGA
This is a messenger RNA of Python bivittatus (Burmese python), 1056 nucleotides long. RefSeq names its product NK2 homeobox 1 (gene NKX2-1). Gene Ontology annotation, cellular component: nucleus. Gene Ontology annotation, molecular function: RNA polymerase II cis-regulatory region sequence-specific DNA binding; DNA-binding transcription factor activity, RNA polymerase II-specific. The record is from RefSeq and is a predicted model, not a curated record. Lineage: Eukaryota; Metazoa; Chordata; Lepidosauria; Squamata; Pythonidae. Gene Ontology annotation, biological process: regulation of transcription by RNA polymerase II; cell differentiation.